Molecule: messenger RNA, 228 nt
Organism: Auxenochlorella protothecoides
Lineage: Eukaryota; Viridiplantae; Chlorophyta; Trebouxiophyceae; Chlorellales; Chlorellaceae
Exons: 1
Coding region: 1-228 (75 amino acids)
Source: RefSeq, a predicted model, not a curated record
AUGAGCCAGCCUCGCAGACGCACCCAACAGUCGUCAGCCAAGGCUUCCACGGGGCCCGAUCCACUGCAGAGGGGAGAUGAACCCUGGCAGAAGACUGCGAGAAAGGCCCAGUCCUUCUUUCGCUUCCUGGUCCCGUUUCUCGUGACCAUCGGCCGCCUGGCAUACAAGUUCGUCAUCCUGCUCCUGCCGCUGGCCCUCUGGGGGGCCUCCAAGUACCUGACCUGGUGA